This is a messenger RNA of Amyelois transitella, 3256 nucleotides long. RefSeq names its product metastasis-associated protein MTA3 (gene MTA1-like). Gene Ontology annotation, cellular component: NuRD complex; nucleoplasm. Gene Ontology annotation, biological process: negative regulation of transcription by RNA polymerase II. The transcript is spliced from 18 exons. The record is from RefSeq and is a predicted model, not a curated record. Gene Ontology annotation, molecular function: sequence-specific DNA binding; transcription corepressor activity; transcription coactivator activity. Lineage: Eukaryota; Metazoa; Arthropoda; Insecta; Lepidoptera; Pyralidae. The coding region runs from base 368 to 2824 and encodes 818 amino acids.
GGGACGUUGUUGAAUGAAAUAUUUUUUUUUGUUUUUAGGAAAUAGUAAAUUAAAUUUCAAUUAUGAACAAUAUUUGUAAAAUAACGCAAAAUAUAAUUUGAAUCCGUGUUCUUCUUGUUGAUAUUGAUAGUGCAUUCAUUAUUAAAGACAUGUCGGUGCUUUGUUUAAUGAGCAGGAAGUUUUCGCCAAAAAGUGCGACUGCGCACUGGCCAAAUUAGUAGUGUGAAAGAAAAUGGCGAUCAGCGAAAGGCGUCCGGAGUUAACGUGAUGAAAAACAUUGUUAAAAGCUCAAUUACAUAGUGUUAUAGUUUAAAUUGUGUCAGAUGUAGAUUAAUUAAGUGUUAAUGAAUAGUGAUUGUGUAUAAAAAUGGCUGCGAACAUGUACAGAGUCGGCGAUUGCGUCUAUUUCGAGACGUCGCCGAAGUCUCCGUACCAGAUCCGGCGGAUAGAGGAACUGAACAAAACCGCCUCUGGGAACGUUGAGGCAAAAGUCAUGUGCUUCUACAGGCGACGGGACCUGCCCAAUCCCCUUAUACAGUUAGCUGAUAAGCAUCAAAUGGCCCAGUCAGAAGACUCACCCGUCGCGAUGAAACUCAAGAAAAUAUGCCUUAAAACGCCGGUAGGCGAGGAACAGGCGGCACAAGCAGUCCUUGACCCUGCGCUAGUGGCAAUGGAGGAGGAAUCUACCGAACUGCCAGGCACGGACGGCCUGGCGCCGAAGCAGCGGCACCAGGCGAAACACCGGGAGUUGUUCCUCUCGCGGCACGUCGAGACGCUGCCGGCCACACACAUACGCGGGAAGUGCACCGUCACGCUUCUCAACGAAACGGAGUCACUUCUCAGCUAUCUCAAUAAGGAUGACGCAUUUUUUUAUUGUUUAGUAUUUGAUCCUUCACAAAAGACUUUAUUAGCAGAUAAGGGAGAAAUCAGAGUUGGAAGUAGAUAUCAGACUGAUGUAACUAAUUUAUUAAAAGAAGGCGAAGAGGACCCGCGGAACAGUGAAGAAUUAGAAACACUAGUGUGGACUCCAGAACACGGUCUGACGGACAGACAGAUCGACCAGUUCCUAGUGGUGUCGCGUUCCGUCGGCACGUUUGCGCGCGCGCUCGACUGUUCCUCCAGCGUGAAGCAGCCCUCGCUGCACAUGUCCGCCGCGGCCGCCAGCCGGGACAUCACGCUCUUCCACGCCAUGGACACACUGCACAAAUCCGGAUACAGCAUAGAAUCGGCGCUAUCCUCAUUGGUGCCCGCGUCGGGACCAGUGCUUUGUCGCGACGAAAUGGAGGAGUGGUCGGCGUCAGAGGCGAACCUCUUCGAGGAAGCACUCGACAAAUACGGCAAGGACUUCGCCGAUAUACGACAAGACUUCCUGCCAUGGAAGACGCUAAAGAACCUAGUGGAGUACUACUACAUGUGGAAGACAACGGACCGCUACGUGCAGCAGAAACGUGUUAAGGCGGUCGAGGCCGAGUCCAAGCUGAAGCAAGUGUACAUUCCCAACUACAACAAGCCGAACCAGGCGCUGAUAACUAGCGGCACGGGCAAGGCCGCGGCCGUCCUCAACGGGGGCACCAACGGCACCAGCGCCAUUCCCAGCGCGCAGCACUGCGCUUCUUGUCAAGUGACAAAUUCAAACCAGUGGUACUCUUGGGGUCCAGAGCAUUUACAGUACCGGCUGUGUGGCUCGUGCUGGCAAUACUGGAAGAAGUAUGGCGGUCUCAAGACUGCCGGCGUGUUCGGCGAGACAGAAGUGGAGGCCGCGAAGGGACCGCGCGAUGGAGACGAAACAGCUCUGUCUGUGUCCCAUCGUCCACAUCGCUGCACCGUGCCCAACUGUGGAAAGGAGUUCAAGCUGCGCGCACACCUGGCGCGCCACGUGGCCACGGCGCACGGCGGCGGCGAGGGCGCGCGCCCCGUGAUGAAGACGCGCGCCGCCUUCUACCUGCGCGCGUCGCCCUUCACGCGCCUGGCGCGCCGCCUGUCGCGCGCGCUGCGCCGGCCGCGCCACUUCGCGCGCUCGCCCUUCUCGCCCAUCAACCUGGCGCAGGUCAAGCACGAGUGCACCCUGGCGAUGGCGGGCCUGGGCGGAGCGGAAAUGCGCGCGGCGUCGGCCAGCGGCGGGCCGGCGCGCGCGCGCGGCGCCGUGAGCGGCGUGGCGGCGCGCCUGGCGGCCGCGCGCGGCUCCAGCGUGGCGGCCGCGCACGCGCGCGCGCACGACUGGCUGCUGCUCACGCCCAAGGACCGCAUGCCCGCGCCGAAACACGUGGCCUUCCCGAAGCCGCCUAAAGCUCCUGACGGCAGCCUGAUGUACGAGCGCGUGUCGUCCCGCGGCGAGGCGGAGUCGCUGCGCGCGUCGCCCGCGCCCGCGCCCACGCUCAAGCGGCGCGCCUACGACGACAUCAACGGCCUGGACAGAGGAGCCCCGGGCGGACCCGGGCGUUCCCCGGUGGCGCCGCCGCCGGCCAAGCGCCCCAACAAGCACCCGGCGCCCAUGCAGCGGCCGUCGCGCGAGCAGUACGCCGCCAUGUGUGCGCGCGCGCAGGCCACCGGCGAGCCGCUGCCCGCGCACGUGUUCGCGCAUGUGAACGGCAAGCCGACCAACAUAACGGGGCGCGGUGGACGCCGCCACGUCAUAUCGUGGAUGGACGCGCCUGACGACCUGUACUUCAGGGCGACCGAUACGGCCAAGGCCGCACGGCGCGCGCUGAGUUGCGGGGAAGUCCGGCGCGGCGCACGGGCCCCGUGGCGGGCGAUGCGCGGCGCUCCGCCGCCCAAGGGGCAGCCGCCCGCCGCGCCGCCGCUGCAGCUCGUCAUCCUCGACUGACAGGAGCCGCCGCGCCCGCCGCACACGCCGCACCCCUACACCAUGGAGGCGCUGCUGGGCUGAGUUCGCUUGCACUCGGACUGAGUUCGCGUGCACUCGCGCUGAGUUCGCACGCACUCGCGCUGAGUCCUCUCGCCACUCGCCACAGCCGCUGACGAUGCUCUGUUGUAUAUUCGUGAUGUAAAUAAUCUCCGCCCGCUCCUCGAUCGCGAGACGGUAACAUUAAAACGAAGAUUGUAUUUUUGGUAAUCGAAUCGCCGAGAAUGGAUUCUGUAGAUAAUAUUUUAAACUAUAUUGUUCUUAUGUGGUUUGAUCUGGCGUCGAGCAAAUAAUGUAUUUGAUACAUAAAACGAUAUGUAAGUCUAUUUCAUUCGGAGAUUCAUUGUAGGAUAAUUUACAAUUUUUUUCAUAAAUAAAGCACAAAUUGAAAUA